AUGCAGCACGGUCAGCCACAGCCAAAUACCUCCAGAAAUUUCAGGUGUCCUGGUCCAGGUGUGUUCCAGUGUACUUUGACUGGACUCAUGUUUGAUGUGAGUCAGGGGGCAGAGCUUCUGUACAGAACUGCCCAAUGGGAUGAAAGACUCCUUCAACAAGCCAGUAAGAUUGCUGCAGGCCCGCUGUUCAACAUCGAGAGUUCAGAGGAUGCAAUCCAUCAGCUCCACCUACCACAUUGUAUACCAAAACACGCUCUGCACUCCAACGGUUUGUCUGUCGUCCAUAUCUCUGAUGGUGAGAUGGAAAUCCUCAAGCCCCUAAACAUCAUAGACACACAUGUGAUUGUGGAAGUUACUCACCUCUCUUCCUUUGGCCUCGUCUGGCCUUUGGACAUGCUAAUGAGCUUAUGGCACCAGGAGAAAACCAUUUUGGGCCAAGUUUUGCUGUUCCUUCGUCCACCAAACCCCAGAACACAGACGCAAAACAUCAAUGUGUUUCUCCUGCCAAGGAACAUCCCAGUGAAAGAGGAGAAAAAAUUUCACCCUGAUUUUGGACCAAACUACCAUCCAACAUUUGAGGUCCGCCUUCCUGCAAACACUGAAGAAGUGCUGAUAACAGUCCAGGACCAAGCACAGACAGAGGUCUGGAGAUGGGACACUGAUCUGACCGAUGUUCAGAGCAGAGACAAUCAGCCAAGGCUCCAGAGCCUCCCAGCAGACAAGCGUCUGUUCUCAGUUCGGAUUCAGUUUGUGGAAAAGGUGUCGGAUUCGACUCUGAACCAGCUGCUGGACAGGCUGCUCCAAGAAGAAAUUAUAACUAUGGAGGAAAUGGAAGCAGCCAGAAUCAAACCCAGGGCUGAACGAGCUCGAGAUGUUAUUGAUGUGGUGCGAAACAAAGGAGAAAGAGCCAGCUCAUUCCUGAUUGAUGCUCUCUGUGAGUUGGAUAAACACCUUUUUGGCAGCCUCGGCCUCAGCUAAGGUGGAGCUUCAGCUGGAUCUAAACAUUAAAUGCUUCACUCAUCAUACAUCAUCAUACUUUUAAA
Molecule: messenger RNA, 1043 nt
Organism: Pelmatolapia mariae (spotted tilapia)
Lineage: Eukaryota; Metazoa; Chordata; Actinopteri; Cichliformes; Cichlidae
Exons: 5
Coding region: 1-978 (325 amino acids)
Biological process (GO): regulation of apoptotic process
Source: RefSeq, a predicted model, not a curated record